Molecule: messenger RNA, 1401 nt
Organism: Megalobrama amblycephala (Wuchang bream)
Lineage: Eukaryota; Metazoa; Chordata; Actinopteri; Cypriniformes; Xenocyprididae
Gene: lg18h17orf97
Product: linkage group 18 C17orf97 homolog
Exons: 2
Coding region: 357-917 (186 amino acids)
Biological process (GO): protein arginylation
Source: RefSeq, a predicted model, not a curated record
UUUAAAUAUUGCAUGCUGUUAUUCUAUUGCAAGUGCUCUUAUGAUCUAUAAAGUCUUUAAAUAUCUCUAGUUAUCUCAGAUAUGUGUGAAAGACUGUUUCCCCCAUUACUUUUGGGCACAUGGGAGGAGUUCUGUUUCCAUGGAGAUGCGUCAUCACGCUCAAACGACCUUCACUCUGAUAGAACGCUGUGAGUUCUAUCGCGCUACCAACUAACAAGUUUGUAGAUGUUAAUGCAAUAUUAUCUCUUUUAAUGCUUAUUAAAAUUACAUUUAUCGUAAAUUCAAAGUGAAAACAGCACGUGUCUUCAUAAGCAACGUACUCGUUUUAAACUGAAGUGCUGGGAUAGCCGUGAGUAAUGGCAUCGUUUAGAGAACGACGGAUUAAAGGCACUUCUCAAACAACAAACACGCGGGAGGAGAUUUCAGUUAAAAAAGGAUUUCACGUCCCACCUUUGACUGCCACAAUGAAAGAGAGCAAAAAGAAAAGGAAAGACACAACAAAAGAGAAAAAGAAAUCGAGAAAUUGCAUUAACCAAUCUAAGGAUUCAGAGAAACUCCAGACAGAGCAGUGGACCAAUGGAGAGAUAAGUGAUGCUCACAGCAAAGAUCAUGCCAAAGCCAAAGAACGAAAGAGCAGCAAAUCCAAAAAUCCCAAGGUUGUAUCAGAAGUGGCUUCGGUUCCAAAUGAGGAGGACAAAUCUGAUUUGACCCACCUUGAACAGGACAGCUUGAGGUGGGAAGGAGCUCUGGAAGACCCCAUUGCAGAGGCCCAGCGGUUGGAGGUCUACAGAGCCAAUCGCCGUAAACGUUACAUGGCAUCAAGACAGGCUUUUCUACAGAACAAUCACACCGGAAUGUGCAUAGACUCUAACAGCUCAAAACUAAAUACACAAAGCAAGCCUGGAGUUUUAGCAUGAAGAACUUUGUCUUUUUAUCAGUCUACUAUCAUGUGCAGAGUCUUUGAGGUAUUAGGUUUUGUGGGUGUUUUUGGUGUUAUUAGUAACAUAGCUGUAGUGAGAAUGUUCUUUAGGCCUGAAUGCAAUAAUUUCUAUGGAUACUCUCAGGCCUACUGUUAUAAAAUGCAUUAUAUUGUGCCUAUACAUUGAUCCCUGUUUUUUUUACCAUUUCAGUUCUGCAUCCUAUAAGCUGUUCAGUUCAUGCAGUCAGCCCUCUACUGAAUCAUUUUACAAUAUAUUAAAAUAGAAAAGAGUUAUUUUUGGUGAGCAUAAGAGACUUCAAUAACAUUAAAGCAUCUUACCUUUAAUAUAUUCUCACAUUCUUGUAUCAAACAAAUCACUAUCAUUAAUGAAAGUAACAAAGUCCAAACCAGAAAAACAUAAUCAUUUAUUGCUUUUUAAGGGUUACAGAUGUUUAUGAGCAUGACAAAUGUGCUGUAUUUUU